Molecule: messenger RNA, 5759 nt
Organism: Zonotrichia leucophrys gambelii
Lineage: Eukaryota; Metazoa; Chordata; Aves; Passeriformes; Passerellidae
Product: vitellogenin-2-like
Exons: 36
Coding region: 7-5553 (1848 amino acids)
Biological process (GO): lipid transport; response to estradiol; cellular response to estrogen stimulus
Molecular function (GO): lipid carrier activity
Source: RefSeq, a predicted model, not a curated record
UUCACUAUGAGGGGGAUCAUACUUGCACUAGCGCUCACCCUUGUAGGUAGUCAGAAGUUUGACAUCGAGCCUGGAUUCAGUAGCAAAAAGACCUAUGUGUACAGUUAUGAAGGCUGGGUGUUGAAUGGGCUUCAAGAAAAGAAUUUGGCCAAAGCCGGCGUGCGCCUGAGCUGCAAACUGGAGAUCAGCGGGCUGUCAGAGAACAACUACCUCCUCAAGAUCCGCUCCCCGCAGCUCGAGGAAUACAAUGGCAUCUGGCCCAGGGACCCAUUCACUCGAUCUUCCAAAAUCACCCAGAUGGUUUCCUCAUGCCUUACCCGGCCCUUCAAGUUUGAAUACAGCAGUGGACGGGUUGGAAACAUUUAUGGCCCAGAAAACUGCCCUGAUACUUGCAUUAACAUCGUGAGAGGAAUACUGAACGUGAUCCAGAUAACCAUUAAGAAGUCACAGAAUGUGUAUGAAUUGCAAGAGGCUGGGAUUGGAGGUGUUUGCCAUACAAGGUACGUCAUUCAGGAAGACAAGAAGAACAACCGAGUCUCUGUGACCAAAACCGUAGACCAAAAUAAUUGCCAGGAAAAAGUGGUGAAGAGUCUUGGAAUGGCUUACAUCUACCCCUGCCCUGUUGACACGAUGAAAGAAAGGAUCAUCAAGGGGACUGCAGCUUUCUCCUACAAGCUGAAGCAGUCGGACAGUGGUGCCCUGAUCACAGAGGCUGUGUCUCAGCAGGUGUAUCAGAUCUCGCCCUUCAGUGAACCCACCGGGGUCGCUGUCACGGAAGCAAAACAGCAACUCACCUUGCUGGAGGUGAAGAGUGAAUGGGGGAGCUCCCCAGAGAUCUCCAUGCAGAGCUAUGGAAGCCUUCAAUACCAGUUCCCAGCAGUACUGCCACAGAUGUCAGUGCAGCUCAUCAAGACCAAAAACCCUGAGCAACGGAUAAUUGAAACACUGCAACACAUAGUCCUGAAUAACCAGCAAGAUUUCCAUGAUGAUCUCCCAUACCGCUUCCUGGAGCUCGUCCAGCUCUGCAAGCUGACAAGUGCUGACACCCUUGAGUCCAUCUGGAGACAAUGUUCAGACAAACCCCGCUACAGGCGGUGGCUGCUGAGCGCAGUCUCUGCGACGGGCACCCCAGAAGCUCUGAAAUUCAUUAAGAGCAGAAUCCGCAGUGACGACCUCAGCUACCUUCAGGCUCUUCUCAGUGUUCCCUUUGCUCUCCACUUCACAAAAGCUGAUGAAAACACUGUUCCAAUAGCAGCAGAUUUAGUGACAAGUUCUCGAGUCCAGAAAAACUCCUUGCUUCAACAACUUGCCAGCUUGGGAUACAGUUCUGUGGUGAAUAGAUACUGUUCUCAGAGCUCAGCUUGUCCUAAAGAAGCUCUCCAGCCCAUCCAUGACCUGGCGGACGAAGCACUCAGCAGGGGCCGUGAGGACAAAAUGAAAUUGGCUCUGAAGUGCAUUGGCAACAUGGGAGAACCAGCCAGCAUCAAGCGCAUCCUCAAGUUCCUCCCCAUCUUUUCAUCCAGUGCUUCUGAUAUCCCCAUCCACAUUCAGAUUGAUGCCAUAAUGGCCUUGAGAAAAAUUGCUUGGAAGGACUGCAAAACAGUGCAGGGAUAUCUCAUCCAGAUCCUUGCUGAUGAGUCGCUUUCCCCCGAAGUGCGGAUGAUGGCUUGUGCUGUUAUCUUUGAGACAAGGCCUGCCCUUCCCUUGAUAACAACCAUUGCCAACGUGGCCAUGAAGGAGAGCAAUUUGCAAGUGGCCAGUUUUGUGUAUUCCCACAUGAAGGCUUUGUCCAAGAGCAGGUUGCCAUACACGUACAACAUAUCUUCAGCUUGCAAUAUUGCCCUAAAGCUGCUGGCCCCCAAACUGGACAGGCUGAGCUAUCGCUACAGCAAGGUCAUACGUGUUGGUGGUUACUUUGAUAACUAUAAAGUUGGUGCUGCUGGAGAAGUCCUUGUUAUGAACAGCCCAGGAACAAUGUUCCCAUCAGCAAUCAUUUCCAAGCUGAUGGCAUAUUCUGCAGGGUCAGUGGCUGAUUUGGUGGAGGCUGGUGUCCGUGUGGAAGGCCUCACAGAUGUCAUCAUGAAACGAAAUAUCCCAUUUGCUGAAUAUUCCACAUACAAAAAGAUAAAGGAGAUUGGAAAAGCUCUGCUGGGAUGGAAGGAGCUGCCAACAGAAACCCCCUUGAUAUCAGCCUACUUUAAAGUCUUUGGCCAAGAGCUGGCCUACAUCAACAUCAACAAGGAGGCGCUGCAGCAGGCCGUGAAGGCCGUGCUGGAGCCCGCGGCCCGGAGCACACUGCUGAGGAAGGCGGCAGCGCAGCUGCGCGCCGGCACCGCGGCCCAGUGGACGCAGCCGCUGUGGCUGGGAGAGCUGCGCUACAUCGUGCCCACGGCCCCCGGGCUGCCCCUGGAGUACAGCUCCUACAGCACGGGCCUGGCCAGGGCUGCUGCCAGCGUUGAUGGAAAGAUAUCUCCCCCUUUAACUGGAGAUUUUAGACCUUCACAGUUGCUCGAAUCCACUGUGCAGAUUCGUUCUGACAUAAACCCCAGCUUAUACAUACAGAAAUUUGCAACAAUGGGUGUCAACACAGAAUACUUCCAGCAAGCUGUGGAAAUUCAAGGCAAGGUCCUGACAAGAGUGCCAAUCAAGUUUGAUGCUAAGAUAGACAUGAAGCUGAAAAAUAUUAAGAUUGAAACAAAUCCAUGCCAUGAGGAAACUGAGCUAGUGGUUGGAAGACAUAAGGCUUUUGCUGUAUCGAGAAAUUUAGGAGAGCUAGGUGUUGAAAAGAGAACUGCAAUUCUCCCAGCAGAUGCUUCAUCAAAUAUUGUGGAAGAACCUUUCAAACCAUCAGAUAAAGCUUCCAGUGAAGACUUCACAAAGCCAGCAGCUGACAGCGCCCCAAGGAAAAGUGCCCAUGGCUCUCAAGAGGAUCUUGGCCCCGUCACGGGAAGGAAAGCUCAUAAACGAGACUUUUGUGUCAAGCUGCAGCACCUUGGCUGCCAGCUCUGCUUUGCCAGCAGGUCACGAGAUGCUAGCUUCCUGAAAAACACCUAUUUGCACAGGCUGAUCGGAGAGCACGAGGCUAAAAUAGUCUUGAUCCCAGUUGAAACAGAUGCUGAUAUUGACAAAAUUCAGCUGGAGAUUCAGGCAGGAUCCAGAGCGGCUUCCAAAAUAGUUAAUGAAGUAAACGCGGAGUCGGAGGAAGAGGGUGAAUCAUCUCUGUAUGGGGACAUUCAAGCUAAACUGAAGAAGAUUCUGGGCAUUGACAAUGUGUUCAAGAUUGCAAAUAAAACACGACACCCGAAGAAGCAACCUGCAAAGAAGGAAAACACUGUGCUUACAGAGCUUGGGGCAGACCCUGACACAAAACAUCUCUCCAGCUCAUCUUCUGCCUCCUCAGCUGCCUCCUCUUCCUCAUCGUCUGCUGUUUCUCCUCGUCGUAAGGAGGCUGGCGAUGAAGAUGAGAAUAAUCAAGAAGAGCAAGCAAAAAACAAAGAUAGCAGCAGCAGUGACAGAAGUAGCAAGAGCAGUAGCAGUGGCAAAAGCAGCAAGAGCAGCAGCAGCAGUAGUGACAGAAGUAGCAAGAGUAGUAGCAGUAGCAGCAGAAGCAGCAAGAGCAGCAGUAGUAGCAGCAGCAGCAGUAGCAAAAGCAGUAGCAAGAGCAGUAGCAGCAGCAGCAGCAGUGACAGAAGUAGCAGAAGCAGCAGCAGCAGUAGAAGCAGCAGCAGUAGUAGCAGCAGCAAAAGCAGCAGCAGCAGCAGCAGCAGUAGUAGCAGCAGCAAAAGCAGCAGCAGCAGUAGCAGAAGCAGCAGCAGCAGGAAGUCAUCAAGUCAUCACAGCCAUGGGCAUCACUCAAGGCAUGUGAAUGGCAGCAGCAGCAGUGAGUCACUGAGCCACCACAGCCAUGAACAUCAUUCAGGACAUCUGGAAGGUGGCAGCAGCAGCAGCAGUGCAUAUUCCAAAAUAUGGGAAGCCCAUGAGAUUUAUCAGUACCGCUUUAAAUCAGCACACAAACAAGAAGAGGUCCCAAAAGAAAAACUCCCAGAUGACCAAAUUGACAGCUCACAUUCCUCUGCCAGAUCCAGUCAUGCUACAUCUCGAGCUUCAUGGCCCAAGUUUUUGGGAGAUGUUAAAGCCCCAGUGUUAGCAGUUUUCCUGCAUGGCAUCCGUGAUGAGAAGAAGAUAGGAGGCCUCCAGCUCGUGGUGUAUGCUGAUAUUGACUCCAUCAAGCCUCGGAUGCAGGUAUUUGUGUCCAACCUCACAGAUUCAAGCAAGUGGAAGCUCUGUGCUGAUGCUUCAGUCCACAAUGCUCACAAGGCAAAGGCCUACCUGAAAUGGGGACAGAAUUGCCAGGACUACAAGGUUUCAUCUGAGCUGGUAACUGGGCAGUUUGCUGCCCACCCUGCUGUACAAGUGAAACUGGAGUGGCCUAAAGUUCCUUCCAGUGUCAGAUCUGUGGCAGAAUGGUUUUACAAGCUUGUCCCUGGGGCUGCAUUUAUGCUGGGAUUCUCUGAAAAAGAGGACAAGAAUCCUUCUCGGCAAGCCAAGCUGAUUGUGGCUCUAACUUCUCCAAGGACUUGUGAUGUUGUUAUCAAGCUUCCUGAUAUUACCCUCUAUGAAAAAGCCAUGAGGCUUCCCCUGUCACUCCCUGUAGGGCCAAGGGCAUCAACGUCAGAGCUGCAGCCUCCCAGCUGGAAUGUCUUUGCUAAAGCCCCUUCUGCAGUGCUCGAGAAUCUGAAAGCUCAAUGCUCAGUUUCCUACAACAAGGUCUCAACUUUCAAUGAAGUUCGGUUUAACUACACCAUGCCAGCAGACUGCUACCACAUCUUGGCUCAGGACUGCAGCUCUGACCUGAAGUUCCUGGUGAUGAUGAGGAAUGAAGAUGAAUCUGUGAACCUGAAAGGGAUCAACAUCAAGAUUGGCAAUCAUGAGGUCGACAUGCGCCCCGCCGACGGACGCGUGCAGCUGCUGGUGGACGGGGCUGAGAGCCCAGCCAACGUGUCCUUGACGUCUGCGGGUGCUUCUCUGUGGAUCCACAGUGAAAAUCAAGGGCUUGCACUUCUCGCCCCAGCCUAUGGCAUUGACAAACUGUACUUUGAUGGAUACACAUUCAGGAUCCAAGUUGCUCUAUGGAUGGCAGGGAAAAUGUGUGGACUGUGUGGAAAAUACGAUGCAGAAUGCGAACAGGAAUAUCGGAUGCCCAACGGAUACAUAGCUAAAGAUGCAGUGAGCUUUGGGCAUUCUUGGAUUUUGGAAGAAAGGCCUUGUAGAGGAGCCUGCAAGCUGCGGCACGCCUUUGUGAAGCUGGAGCGGGCGGUGCAGCUGGCCGGGGUCGAGUCGCGCUGCCUCUCCACGGAGCCCGUGCUGCGCUGCAACAAGGGCUGUGCCCCCACCCGCACCACCCCGGUCACCGUGGGCUUCCACUGCGUCCCGGCAGAUUCAGCCACCAGCCUGACAGACAAGCAGAUAAAGUUUGACCAGAAGUCAGAGGAUAUGAAGGACACUGUUGAUGCACACAUAGCAUGUACUUGUGAGAAUGAAAACUGCAUAUAAAAACUGCAUAUGAAGCUGUACCUGUGCAGCAUAGGAGAAAACAGAAAUACUUUCAUGUUUUUAUUGUGUCGUGUAAAAAACCUUGUCUUAAGGAAUAAUAGAUAGUAAAUUAAGUACUUAAGGAUCUUGUAUGGGGAAUCUUCCCAAGUAAUUUAAAGUAUUAAACUUUAUUAUUGUAGAAACUAUUAUGAUUGCCCAUAAAUAUC